Molecule: messenger RNA, 1332 nt
Organism: Triticum dicoccoides
Lineage: Eukaryota; Viridiplantae; Streptophyta; Magnoliopsida; Poales; Poaceae
Exons: 4
Coding region: 1-1332 (443 amino acids)
Source: RefSeq, a predicted model, not a curated record
AUGGGGCUGCCGCUGCCGCGUCGCUGCUGCAACUGCGGAGAUCCCGUGACCAUGCCCUACCUUGGCGGCCACGGAAGGGCGGCAGCGGCGGUGGGCGGAGAGCAGCGCCCUUCCUGGGCCUCUCAUCUCGCCGCCGCGGACUUCUCCAAGCCGUGCUCCAGGGACCGCGUCUGCGACACGUGCGGCGGCGCCGCCUUCUGCGCCCACUGCUGCGAGGAGCACCACCGCGGCCACGUCACCUGCCCCGCCCCCACCAAGGACGACGCCACCGAUCACCGGAGGGAUUCCUUCUGCAUCGGCUGCCGCGUCGCGUUCUGCUCCGAGCUGUGCGCGCACCACGGCGUGGGCCACGAGGUCAUCCCCGUCGACGAGUACGAAGGAUGGCAAUGCGCGCGAUGCACUGGGUCGGAGCGGUGGUUCCCGGUCUUCGCGGGCGUCCAGACCUUCCAAGACAACGAGGGCAAUCUGCUGGUGCCCCUGCACCGGAAGCCGGCUGCAGUUGCAAAGCCCGUCGAGGACGGACCGUGCCCUCCUCCGUGGAUGUUUGAGCUCGUCACCGCUGACUUCGCCAAGACGUGCGCCCGGGACCGGGUGUGCAACACCUGCGUGGGCGCCGCCUUCUGUGGGCAUUGCUGCGGGGAACACCACUCAGGCCACGACACCACCGCCUCCAUCCCGGAGGAGAAGGACGGCCCGGAGGCGACCGUGGUGCACCGGAGAGACUCGUUCUGCACGGGCUGCCGCGUGGCCUUCUGCUCCGACCUGUGCGCGCACCACGCAAGCGGCGUGGGUCACGAGGUCAUCGCCGUCAACAAGUUCGUCGAGUGGCACUGCGUGCGAUGCACCGGUUCGGAGUGGUGGUUCCCCGCAUUGCACUACAUGCUCAUGCUGGCUUUCGUGGACGAGCAUGGCAACCUGUUCGUGCCUUUCCAGUGGAACGGGGAGGUUGAGGACGGCGAGGAGUUGCCUUGGUGGAUGACUCACCUCGGGACAGCAGACUUCUCCAAGACAUGCACCAGGGACCGCGUCUGCAACACCUGCGGCGGCGCCGGCUUCUGCGAGCAUUGCUGCGGGGAGCACCACCGAGGCCACGAGACCAGCGCCGCCGCCACGGACGAGACGGAGGGUUCGGGGGCACCCGCGGGGUACCGGAGGGACUCGUUUUGCAUCGGUUGCGGCCUCGCCUUCUGCUCCGAGCUGUGUGCGCACCACGCGGGUGGCGACGGCCACGAGGUCAUCCCCGUCGACGUCUACGGCGACCGGCACUUCCUGCGAUGCACCGGGUCAGAGCCGUGGUUCGCCUCCGCCUUCGGCGACAUCGAGCUGUGCUAA